AUGGAGCAGAGCCCUGUCGUGGUGAUCCUGCUGUGCGCCCUGUGCAUUCCAGCGGCGCUUCCCGCGGGAUCUGAGCCCGAGCUUCCCUCCGGCUCGGGAUCGGGCUUAGAGAUUCCCUCGGGAUCGGAGCUUCCCGCGCUGCUGGAGCUGCAGGCCGUGCUGACGGUGAGCUCCACGCCGUGCAGCGUCACCUGCGGCCUGGGUGUGAAGGAGGAGCAGCUCUGCCAGCUCAGCCCGGCCGGGGAGCGCCGGAAUUGCUCCCUGGUGCGCUCCCGCUGCCUCAGCGACUGGAUCUGCGGCCUCCAGCACCUCAGCGUUCCCGAGGGAAAGCCCUUCCGCCUCGUCUGCCUCUCCCCGGACGCCGCCGGCCUGGUGGGACGGAGUUUCGGCUACAGCUGGAGGUUCUCCCGCGGGCUCAUCACCACCAACGACCUCCUGUUCCAGCCUUUCCGCCAUCCCAGCCCUUCCCUGAGCUUCUCGCCGGCUCUGGAGUCGCAUUCCGGCACCUACCGCUGCGACGUGCAGGAGCUGAGCUCCUUCCGCCUGGUCAAGAGGAUCUACUUCGGCCUCAGGGUGAUCCCCGGGGAUCUGGUGGAUCUGAACUUCCAGAAAUCCCUGACCUGGGAGCAGCGGCUGGCGGCCGGCGGGACGGAGGCGGCGGGGAGCGGGAGCGGCGCCGCGGAGCGGGAGCGGGAGCGGGAGCAGCGCCGGGGUCUGUGGGAGCAGCCCUGGUUCCACGAGGCGAUGCUGGGAGCCGGCAGCGGGAUCAUCCUGGGAAUCCUCCUCAGCCUGGGGCUCUGCUGCCUGGGCAGCGCCCGCAGGAAAGGAGCAGCGGGGCCAGUGAACGGAGUUUGA
Messenger RNA from Hirundo rustica (Barn swallow), 855 nucleotides. It is a transcript of the gene TMEM81, whose product is annotated as transmembrane protein 81. The record is from RefSeq and is a predicted model, not a curated record. The transcript is spliced from 2 exons. NCBI's taxonomy places the organism in Eukaryota, Metazoa, Chordata, Aves, Passeriformes, Hirundinidae. Bases 1 to 855 code for a protein of 284 amino acids.